AUGGGAAAGGGAGCGUUGCUUGGAAAAGGACUUGGAAAAUACCUCCAGGGACGGGUCGAAGUACCGAUCCUGGUUAACAAACAGGACCAUUAUGGUUUGGGAUAUAAGCCUAAUGCGAGGGAAAGGAGGAAGGAGAUGGAGAAAAAGCAAGAAAAGAGAAGGACACAUUUGAGCGGGAUAGAAGCCAAAUGGGGACCGAUAACCUUUCCCCAUAUAUCUAAGACUUUUGUUUCGGGGGGAAUUGUUUACCCUGAGGAGAAGGAUGAGGUUACAGAAGGAAGGAUUGGAAGGUUGGACAUCAAUGCCAUAUCCGCGGAAGAAAGGGUGGAAAAGAAUUUAUCGGGUAUUCGCCCUUACGAACCGUCUUCAGAUAUCAACGAGAUGAGCGACGCUGUUACUGACUCAGGAUCCCUUUUUGAACAAGACGUGAGUAUAGAUGAUCCUCAGGAUUUUGAAGAUGACCAAGACAGCGUUUUGUCUCCAAAUCUGUUGAGAAUGGUGAAGGAAGAAGAAAAACAAAUCCUACCCUAUAAGGAAUCAGUAGAAGUAGUGAGCUUAGAAGAGGGAAGGAAUGUAAAUAUUGGUACUGGCAUCACUAAGGAAACAAGGCAAAACCUCGUUGAGUUACUUCAAGAGUUUAAAUAUGUCUUCGCAUGGUCCUAUCAAGAUAUGCCGGGGUUGAGUACUGAUAUCGUGGUACACCGACUGCCUAUAAAGGAAGAAUUAUUCGAAUGGGUAGCCAAUAUAGUCCCUGUUCCUAAGAAAGAUGGGAAGGUUCGAAUGUGUGUGGACUACAGAGACUUGAACAAAGCCAGCCCAAAAGAUAAUUUCCCACUGCCUCAUACCGAUACCUUGGUGGACAACACGACUGGAUACUCACUUUUCUCCUUCAUAGACGGCUUCUCAGGAUACAACCAGAUAAAAAUGCAUCCUAAAGACAUGGAAAAGACUACAUUCAUAACUAUGUGGGGGACGUUUUGUUACAAGGUGAUGCCAUUCGGAUUGAAAAAUACCGGGGCAACUUAUCAAAGAGCCAUGGUAACCCUAUUCCAUGACAUGAUGCACAAAGAGAUCGAGGUCUAUGUUAACGAUAUGAUUGCGAAGUCUAGAACUGAAAAAGAGCAUGUACAAGUGUUGAGAAAAUUGUUCCUAAGGUUAAGAAAAUUCCAGCUAAAACUUAACCCAGCCAAAUGUACUUUCGGGGCUAGAUCAGGAAAGCUGCUGGGAUUCUUAGUCAGCGAAAAGGGAAUUGAAAUUGACCUAGACAAAGUUAAAGCCAUACAAGAAUUACCUCCACCGAGUACUCAGAAAGAAUUAACUGAGAAAUGUGACCCCAUCUUCCGUCUUCUUAGGAAACAUAAUCCAGGUGUAUGGGACGAGGAGUGCCAGAAAACUUUUGAAAAAGUUAAACAUUACCUGUCUAACGCCCCAGUAUUAAUGCCACCAUGCCCGAACAAGCCACUGAUACUAUACUUGACAGUAUUUGAAAAUUCCAUGGGGUGUGUGCUCGGCCAACAUGAUGAGUCAGGACGAAAAGAAAGAGCAAUCUACUAUCUUAGUAAGAAGUUCACUGAAUGUGAAACGAGAUACUCGACAAUCGAAAAAUUAUGCUGCGCCUUGGUCUGGACUACGCGGAGAUUGAGACAAUACAUGUUAUACCAUACGACUUGGUUAAUCUCAAAGUUGGACCCUCUGAAAUACAUGAUGGAAUCGACUGCUCUAAAUGGAAGGAUGGCCCGAUGGCAAAUUUUACUGUCUGAAUUUGACAUAGUUUAUGUGAAUCAAAAGGCUAUAAAAGGGGGCGCAAUAGCAGAUUUUUUGGCUAGUAGAGCUUUAGAAGAUUUUGAGCCCUUGAGCUUUGAUUUUCCAAAUGAGGAUCUGAUGUAUGUGGCAACCAUUGAAGAUGAUAGCCAAAGAGGCGAUGUUUGGAAAUUAAACUUCGACGGAGUUUCAAACACCGUAGGCAACGGAAUUGGGGCAGUCUUGGUAUCUCCGAAUGGAGAUUAUUAUCCAUUCACCAGCAAAUUGGACUUUGAUUGUACAAAUAACAUGGCAAAAUACGAAGCAUGCAUCAUGGGUAUCCGUGCAGCUAUUGAGCGUAAAAUCAAAGUACUAGAGGUGUAUGGAGAUUCCGCACUAGUAAUCUAUCAGCUCAAAGGCGAAUGGGAGACAAGAGAUCCCAAAUUGAUCAGUUACCGAAAGCUGGUUCUCGAAUUGAUUGAGGAAUUUGAUGGUAUCAGUUUCUGUUAUCUCCCGCGAGAUGAGAAUCAAAUGGCCGAUGCUUUGGCUACAUUGGCUUCCAUGAUGAAAGCAAAUAAACAGGAGGAUGUAAAGCCUAUCCAAAUGAGCAUUUAUGAUGCUCCAGCCCACUGUUGUAACGUUGAAGAGGAAAAAGACAACAACCCUUGGUAUCAGGACAUACUACGAUAUGUGAAAAAUCACGAAUACCCGAGCCAAACAACUGAGAAUGACAAGAGAACGCUGAGAAGGCUGGCUAAUGACUACGUCUUAGAUGGAGAGAUCCUGUACAAAAGAGGAAAGGAUCAGGUGCUGUUAAGAUGUGUGGACGUUGUGGAGGCCAAGCAGAUCUUGGAAGAAGUCCAUGAUGGUAUUUGUGGAACACACGCUAACGGUUUCACAAUGGCUAGACAAAUCAUGAGAUUCGGAUAUUAUUGGUCUACCAUGGAAGGAGACUGCAUCAAAUAUGCUAAGAAAUGCCAUAAAUGCCAGAUUUACGGAGACAAAAUUCAUGUGCCUCCCUCACCUCUUCACGUCAUGACUUCCCCAUGGCCUUUCUCCAUGUGGGGCAUAGACGUCAUUGGGCCGAUAUCGCCAAAGGCUUCAAAUGGACAUCGUUUCAUUUUUCACGAUAGCAGCGGUUUGCAGUCAAUUCAAGAUCAAGCACAACAACUCAUCGCCAUAUCGUCCGAAGAUGAACGGUAG
This is a messenger RNA of Gossypium raimondii (Peruvian cotton), 2943 nucleotides long. RefSeq lists its product as uncharacterized. NCBI's taxonomy places the organism in Eukaryota, Viridiplantae, Streptophyta, Magnoliopsida, Malvales, Malvaceae. The record is from RefSeq and is a predicted model, not a curated record. The transcript is spliced from 5 exons. Gene Ontology annotation, molecular function: RNA-DNA hybrid ribonuclease activity; nucleic acid binding. Bases 1 to 2943 code for a protein of 980 amino acids.